Molecule: messenger RNA, 528 nt
Organism: Arachis duranensis
Lineage: Eukaryota; Viridiplantae; Streptophyta; Magnoliopsida; Fabales; Fabaceae
Exons: 2
Coding region: 1-528 (175 amino acids)
Source: RefSeq, a predicted model, not a curated record
AUGGCUCCAUAUGAGGCUCUGUAUGGCAGAAAAUGUCAGUCUCCACUAUGUUGGUAUGAAACUGGAGAAAGAAGUUUAUUAGGGCCUGAAAUGAUAGCUGAAACAACUGAACUGAUAAAGAAGAUUCUUACACCAACCACUGGCGUGGGAAGAGCUAUUAAGACUAAGAAACUGAAUCCCCGUUAUAUUGGACCCUUUGAAAUUCUGAAGAGGAUUGGGCCAGUGGCUUAUAGAAUUGCCUUACCGCCAUAUCUUUCAAAUUUGCACGAUGUGUUUCAUGUGUCUCAGCUUAGGAAGUACACCCCUGACACAAGUCAUGUUCUAGAACCAGAACCAAUCCAAGUGAGAGAAGAUCUAACACUCCCAGUAAUUCCGGUGAGGAUUGAUGACACCAGUGUUAAACGAUUACGAGGAAGGGAAGUAUCAUUGGUAAAAGUAGCUUGGAGUCGAGCUGGUAUCGAGGAACAUACCUGGGAACUCGAAUCAGAUAUGCGAAAGGACUAUCCAAAUCUCUUUUCAGGUAACUAG